GAACGUGCGCGCUCUCGCGUCCCUGCGCGCCUAGCAGCGAAGAGAAUAGGGCAAGAAUCCGGCGAAAGAUCCAGCGAAAGCCAGACUGAGCUUCCUGACUCCGACGCCCUCGGUACGCCAAGUUGCCCCAGUUGCUGAAACGUGCACGGAGAGCGGAUUUUUCUUCUCUAACCUGAGCUGCAGCGCUGCUGUUUGCCCGGCUUGGCGGGAGAAGUUUUGCUCGUUUCGGGGCCGUGUCGGUGUAGAGUUUUUACAGGAGAGCGGUACCACCGCGCGUCGUUUCACUCUGGGAGGAGAGGAGAGGGUAGAAGUUUCCGCUGGGUUGUUUUGUCACUGCAGGGCUGUUUGUGAAUCGGCAAGAAUGUCGCAGAACGUGAGACCCACUUUUUAUCGACAAGACCUCAACAAAACCACGUGGGAAGUCCCAGAGCGCUACCAGAACCUUUCUCCCGUUGGCUCCGGUGCUUACGGAUCCGUGUGCUCGGCAUAUGAUGUGAAGACAGGACUGAGGGUAGCAGUGAAGAAGUUGUCCAGACCUUUCCAGUCCAUCAUCCACGCAAAGAGAACGUACCGAGAGCUGCGGCUGCUCAAACACAUGAAGCACGAGAACGUGAUCGGCCUCUUAGAUGUUUUCACACCAGGGAAAAGCCUGACGGAGUUUGAAGAUGUAUAUAUGGUGACACACUUGAUGGGAGCAGAUCUCAACAACAUCGUGAAGUGUCAGAAGCUGACUGAUGACCACGUUCAGUUCCUCAUCUACCAGAUCCUCAGAGGGUUAAAGUACAUCCACUCUGCAGACAUCAUCCACAGAGACCUGAAGCCGAGUAAUCUGGCUGUUAAUGAAGACUGUGAGCUUAAGAUCCUUGACUUUGGCCUGGCGCGACACACGGAUGAUGAAAUGACGGGAUACGUAGCCACGCGGUGGUACCGAGCCCCUGAGAUCAUGCUGAACUGGAUGCACUACAACAUGACAGUGGAUAUCUGGUCAGUUGGCUGCAUCAUGGCUGAACUACUCACAGGACGGACGCUCUUCCCCGGCACUGAUCACAUUGAUCAGUUGAAGCGUAUAAUGUUGCUCAUCGGGACCCCAGGGCCAGAGCUUUUGAAGAAAAUCUCUUCGGAGCCUGCAAGGAACUACAUCAGUUCACUUCCUUUCAUGCCUAAAAGGAAAUUUGCUGAUGUGUUCAUCGGUGCAAACCCUCUGGCGGUGGACUUGCUGGAAAAAAUGUUGGUGCUGGACACAGACAAGCGGAUCACGGCAUCCCAGGCUCUGGCCCACCCGUACUUUGCUCAGUACCACGACCCAGACGACGAGCCUGAAGCCGAACCCUACGACCAGAGCUUUGAAAGCCGCGAGCUGGACAUCGAAGAGUGGCAGCGCUUAGCCUACGAAGAGGUAAUCAGCUUUGUGCCGCCAUCUUUAGAUGAAGACGAGAUGGAAUCUUGAAGGGCGGGUCGCCCUUUUUUAGAUUAUUUAUUUUUGUUUGGUUUAUUUGACUUUUUUGCCCAAGAAACACUCUUUUAAAACUACCAGUCUUGUCUGACUAUCAAUCACUUCUUACUCGCGCACAACCACGACAUUCAAGUGCCUGCAAUCCGGGGGAGGAAAGAACAUCCUGGUUGGCUGUUUUUGUUAACCCGCGUCCCUCAAAUAACGAGGCCGGGUUUAAACCCUCUCACCGUCUGUCUCAGACAUUUCAGUUUCAGUUCCUACCCCAUGAAAAAACAACUUUUAACUAACACGAGAGGUUGGUAUUUUAUAUAUUUUUACUGCUUUACAGGAAAACCUUUUUUCUUUGUGUGGAUAAGUGUGUAGAUAUUCCAAUAAACAGUAUUUGUACAUAAGUAUUUCAGGCAGCACAGUUAUAUUAUGUAAUAAUUGUAACUUGCUCAGACACUUUAUCCAACCUCUUCACCAGUAUGACUAAAAAAAUAAAUCUUAAAAUGACAAAUGAGAUUAUAUUGUUUGUAAAUUAUAAUAAGCGUGUACAGAAUAGAGGAGAAAUCAGUCAAAUAUAAAAUGGACAGGAGUUUAGGCCUUUAUUUUCUUAGUUUUGUAGACUUAGCAUCUUUCUUUUUUAGUUUGUAGAAUAACUUCAUAUCAGUUUUUCCAAAUGUUGAAAAGGUUUCAUUUUUCCUUCAUCUGUAACAUUUCUGUUGUUCCAAGUGACUUCAUAUGCAGUCGGUAAGCUCCAGUUUCACUGAAGCUAAAUGAAAAGAAAAACAGGUUUGGCUUCAUAAUUUAUUCAGAUUAGAUCUUUUUCAUAAGUACCAAUUGUAAUUUAAUUUCAUUGCAGUUAUAAACCAUAUUACUAUUAAUGUUUAUUGAAUGUUUGGGGCACCACAUGGCUCUGUAUUUAUGAUCUUUUGUUUGUAUUUCAGUGUAAAAGAAAUAUUUUUUUUUUCAUUAUUAUUUAUGGAGAGCAUCAAUAAUAAUCUGAUUUAUCCACUAAAGCCACAGUGACUGCAGUUACAGAUUGUGUUUCUAAAUCAGCUAAAAGAAGAAAAUCCUAUCAAAGUUGCCUGAAUAGUUCUGUUUGAGAAAACCUUAUAUAAUCAAUAUAAUAUAAUAUAUUUGGAAACUGAAGGAAACAAUUUGUAAAUGCAGUUUCUCUGGCUUAACUACAUUAUGUCAUCCUUUCCCCAUUUACCGUUUUAGUUUUUUUUUCUUCCACAUGUAUUAUUCCACUCCUGUCUGUUUUAAAUCGGGAUUGGACGUUUCCCUGUGAUUUAUUAUUUUAAUUUUUUUGUCGUAUGAGGAGCACUAGCAUGUUAGCUUAGACAUUUUAGCAGGGCAUGAGUGGACGUUUACUCACUGGAUGCUGAAGGGCAAUGCUGAAGCCUCACAUUUUUUUACUCCACUGCAUCAAUCAGAUAUUUCUCUCAUCAAUAUAAUAUCGAGGGUUGUUUUGGUUAUGCUUGCUUUGCCUGAGAUGUGUUUAUAUUUUUUCACUUUGUUCUUGACCACAUGUAUCGAGAUGCAGGCGGUGACAUCUGUAAAUAAUAACACCAUCAGGAAAUAAAGGCUAUUUUUGGACCUCUGA
Molecule: messenger RNA, 3044 nt
Organism: Nothobranchius furzeri (turquoise killifish)
Lineage: Eukaryota; Metazoa; Chordata; Actinopteri; Cyprinodontiformes; Nothobranchiidae
Gene: mapk14b
Product: mitogen-activated protein kinase 14b
Biological process (GO): intracellular signal transduction; protein phosphorylation
Cellular component (GO): nucleus; cytoplasm
Molecular function (GO): ATP binding; MAP kinase activity
Source: RefSeq, a predicted model, not a curated record